AAAACAAACAUUUUUACUUUUUAUUCACACGUCCCCGUGCCAGUCCGUUUCUAAUGGCACAAGGUGUUAACUUCGUUGGUUUUGUUAAUAUUUAUUAACAUAAUUUGUUUUCACCCAAUGGUGCGCAGUUUGCCGAGUUAAAAAUAAUAAAGGAAAUCGAACGCAGACCGCUUCGAAGAAAUUAUGAUAUUUCCCGUCGACUUGGUGCAGCGGCUGGGGGUGGGGGGGCGGCUGGUGCCGUUUUUCAAGUGCGUGUGCGUGUACUUCGUGGCGCAGGGCGCGGGCGACGGCGCGCCGUCGGCGGGCGCGGCCGCCGCCAAGUGUGCGCCCGUGCUGUGCCUGCUCCUGGUCGUGCUCCUGCAGCACGCCGCGCUGCCCUACCACGAGGGCGCGUACGCGCGGCGCGUGGCGGCGGGGCUGGCGCUGUCGGCGCUGGGGGACGCGCUGCUGGUGUGGCCGCAGCACUUCGUGGCCGGCAUGCUGGCCUUCGCGGCCGCGCACGUCUUCUACCUGGCGGCCUUCCGCGGCGGCCGGCGCGCCCUCUGGCUGGGCGCCGCGCUCUACUGCGGCGCGGCCGCCUACCUGCGCGCGCUGGCGCCGCCGGCCGGGCUGCGCGCGCUGGUGCCGCUGUACGCGCUGCUGCUGGCCAGCAUGGCGUGGCGCGGCGCGGCGCGGGGCGGCGCGGCUGCGGCGGGCGCGCUGCUGUUCCUGCUGUCCGACGCCAUCCUGGGCUACCACCUAUUCGGCGCCGCGGUGGCGCACGCGCAGGUGGCAGUCAUGUCUACUUACUACCUGGGUCAGCUGGGCAUCGCGCUCAGCGCGCUGCAGGAGCGGCCGGGGCCCUGA
This is a messenger RNA of Spodoptera exigua (beet armyworm), 846 nucleotides long. NCBI's taxonomy places the organism in Eukaryota, Metazoa, Arthropoda, Insecta, Lepidoptera, Noctuidae. The record is from the annotation of a GenBank genome assembly.